GAAUGGAGACUCUCAGCAGCAGCUCCUGCAUUUGCAUUUGAUGCAGACUUCUGGCAGACUUCAGUCGGCGGACUCAGCACCGCGGAUGAACUUAGCAAAACUUUGCCACUCUUGAAGUUAGAAACGCCACGCUGGGAACGGGAAGUUUCUCUUCUCAGUUAAAGCGAAAGACGUGGCUCGGGUGCGACUCAGGUUCCCUUGCGUUUUAAAAUAGCUGCGGUUUGAAGAAGCGCAGACGGGACUAGGUGUCGCGGCGGAGGGGCACUACAUCCAGAGCGCAACAGACUACCGGUGCACAGUUCGCCGCUGAGCUCCAGCCAGACGGACCAAGUGCGCUAAAACUGAGGGCUUAGACUCCGAGAUGCUCCUGUGCGCAUUUUAACAAGCAAAACCAGUCACGUUUGGCUAAAUAACGCUCGAUUUCGAACAGUUUGGGCCGCCGUGAGGUUCAACUGCUGCCGUGUUUUCGUCCAAAACCGACGGACUUCGCGACACUGGACGGACUUUACUGAACUCAAGAUGUCAAUUCUGCCUUUCACUCCCCCCAUCGUCAAGAGACUCCUGGGCUGGAAGAAGGGAGAGCAGAACGGCCAGGAGGAGAAGUGGUGCGAGAAGGCGGUGAAAAGUCUGGUGAAGAAGCUCAAGAAGACGGGGCAGCUGGACGAACUGGAGAAAGCCAUCACCACCCAGAGUGUCAACACGAAAUGCAUCACCAUACCGAGGUCCCUGGAUGGCCGUCUGCAGGUUUCCCACAGAAAAGGUCUUCCCCACGUCAUCUACUGCCGUCUGUGGCGCUGGCCCGACCUGCAGUCCCACCACGAGCUGCGGGCGGUGGAGCUGUGCGAGUACGCCUUCCACACCAAGAAGGAUGAAGUGUGCGUCAACCCGUACCACUACCAGAGAGUGGAGACACCCGUGCUCCCUCCAGUGCUGGUGCCCAGACACACAGAAAUCCCCAGUGAGUUCCCACCUCUGGAUGACUACAGCCAUUCAAUCCCCGAAAACACCAACUUCCCCGCUGGCAUCGAGCCCCAGAGCAACUACAUACCAGAAACGCCACCGCCCGGCUACCUCAGUGAGGAUGGAGAGACCAGCGAUCACCAGAUGACCCACAGCAUGGACACGAGCUCCCCAAACCUGUCGCCCAACCCCGUCUCACCCACACACAGCAACUUAGACCUGCAGCCAGUGACGUACUGCGAGCCGGCCUUCUGGUGCUCCAUUUCCUACUACGAGCUGAACCAGCGAGUAGGAGAGACCUUCCACGCUUCACAGCCCUCGCUGACGGUCGACGGCUUCACGGACCCCUCCAACUCGGAGCGUUUCUGCCUCGGCCUGCUGUCCAACGUCAACCGCAACGCAGCUGUGGAGUUAACACGCAGACACAUCGGCCGUGGUGUUCGGCUGUAUUACAUCGGAGGUGAAGUCUUUGCCGAGUGUCUCAGCGACAGUGCAAUCUUCGUCCAGAGCCCAAACUGUAAUCAGCGUUAUGGCUGGCACCCCGCCACGGUCUGCAAGAUCCCUCCAGGAUGUAACCUGAAGAUCUUCAACAACCAGGAGUUUGCCGCCCUGCUGGCCCAGUCGGUCAACCAGGGGUUUGAGGCGGUCUACCAGCUGACCAGGAUGUGCACCAUCCGCAUGAGCUUCGUCAAGGGCUGGGGAGCCGAGUACAGGCGACAGACGGUGACCAGCACCCCCUGCUGGAUCGAGCUGCACCUGAACGGACCCCUGCAGUGGCUGGACAAGGUGCUCACACAGAUGGGCUCCCCGAGCAUCCGCUGCUCCAGCGUCUCUUAGGGGAAACCCUCCAUCCAUCAGCGACUGAACACACACACAGACUGCAUGCAGACGAGAACUGAAAGACGCCGAGCCCCCCGCCCUCAUCCAGCCACCGUUCCUCUGCCCCCCCACCAGCUGUCAGUAGCACUUUUAUAUACAUGUUGUUUGUGGCUAAAGGGGACAAGUGCAUUAAUGCAGUACCGUGUUAGGAGCAUCUCCACGUUAUGUCCACAUUUAUUGUAAUGUUUUUUAAUCUUUGGUGUCUGAGUGCCAGAGAAGCUGAUGAACUUUCAUUUUUCUUGAUUUUUACAUCAUUUUUUGUACAGAUUUUAGGGUAAACCCUGGAAUUUAAAAAAUCUAAUCUUUUUAAGCAUUAUUCUCUCAUUUUUAAAGCGUGUUUUAGAUCAUGUUUAAUGCAUUUCUCUCGAUGUUUCUGUAUUCGGGCAUUCGAUAGGUUAUGAAGACAUUUACGGAGUUGAAACGGUCGACCAUCAUUUGUGAACUGAGGCGUGUGAAGGAAUCUACAGGUAGAGCAGGAGUAUCUGUUCAGGCUUUCAAGGAACACAGCAGGAUGUUUAACUGCAUGUUUGAAAUAGAGAAAUCACUGAAAGAGCAAAGAAUCAGUCAAACUUAAAGUUGUUCCUCUCUUUAAGCUGUAGUUUGAGGCCGCAGUAGAGAGACAGCAGCUCUGGAGAACCUUAAAGACGGAGGGAUUCAUCCAGACCCAUCAGGAGGACGAUGCACUUCUGUAGAAAUAUUCCAGUGAAGCUCACUGAUGGCAGAGGUCAGAGUGAAAUAUAUCCUGCAUUCAUUUCAGGAAGCUUUGCCACUUUGCAAAACACUGUUGCAGCGUUGUAUUGAGUAGUAUGUGUGUAUAUACAUAUAUAAUCUACAUAUUAACACCGGACUUGAAAUCAUCUCACAUACUGUAACUGUUCUGCAGACUUUUAGUUCAACUACAGAUCAAACACACGUUGAAUCCUCGUGUAAAGAGCACAGGAAGAUGCCUUCGCUUUUCUUAACCCUGUAAAACCCACUGCUGCAAAAAUACAGCAUCGGUUUUAUUUUUUUCAAUAAUUAUUUUUUAUUAUAUACAUAUGUAUAUAUGUAAAUCUGUAAACCCCAAAUAUAGAAAAAAAUUGCAAAACUUAUAUAUAUAUAUAUGUCCGAAAUGAUCUGAAACGGUAAUAAUUGUCAAAAAUGAGUCAAAAUUGGCCUGAAAUGACUUGAAACUCGUCCAAAAUUAGUGAAAAACAUCCAAAGCGACUCAUAAUUUGUCAAAAGAUGACUUGAAACCUGUCCAAAAUUAGUCUAAAUUUGUCUAAAAUGACCUAAAUUUGGAUAAAAUGAGAAAUGAUUGACAAAAAUGAGUCAAAAUUUGAUACAUGCAUGUAUGUAUCAAAUUUUGCUUUUUUUUCUUCCGUAUUUGGGUUUUCCAGGGUUAAUAUUCUCUCAGCAGUCGAUAACUUUGGUCUUACUUUUAGCCAUGCUGACUUUUUGCACACUCAGGACCGUAGGAAAAUGAAACAGAACCCAGUGGAACAGACAGACGCAUGACUGGAGACUUUAAAGUCUGUUUUGCUACCAGUUAUUUUUGUAGGACGAUGAGGUGAGAAGUUUGUCCGCUGAAAGUGUUUUUGCGUGAUGUGAUGGAAGAUACUGCUGGCAGGUCUGGAGACCGUGUAUUUUUUACCUGUGAAAACGAGGCAGUUUGAGUACAAAGCACAGCUUUUUACAAAGGGAAAUGUUUAGACGAAUAGAAGCAUGUAAAUAAAUACCAGUAGCUUCUCAAAUCAUGUUUUUUAAGGCCUAUGUACAUUUAGUACAUACAUGUUGUAAUGUAACCAUUAACCUUUAUAAUGUUGAUGGUUUUGAGCAAAAAAGAUCAAAAAUAAAAAUAUAAAAACCUUCAUUAAUGUCGGGAAAGCUGUCGCUGACAUAGAGAAGUCACAGCUUUGGUCCCAUUUCCUGUCAGCCGCCCGCUGAGGUGGAAGUGGAUGGGUUUCCUCCUGCUUCUUUAACACUAGACAAAGACUCAGCGGGGAGAAAAAAAACAAUACUCUGAAUCUUGUACAGCUUAUUUACAUUAACCCGGCAGCCCAGAGGUGCUAAUCUUUAACAUUUUAGGGACUCAAGAUUAAACAGUGAAGCCAUGCUGGUAGAUUCUGAUCUCUGAGGGACUUUAAAGCGUUUCAGAACCAGUAGCAUCUACCGAUCUGAGACGAGCCGGCUCUUUGUAGAGCUCCUAGUGUCCCUGAAUGUGGCGGUCCUGAUCCUGGUGGACUCUUUAACCACGUAGUCGGUGUGAUUACCCGUCAUUUUUAUACACUCUGCAAGUUCCAGUGCUUCUCUCCCUUUGUUUAAAGUGUUCCCUAUAAUUGUUCUUAUUAGUUGUGAUUUUCUGCUCCUCUGCUCUGAAUCGCUCUUUUUAGGUGUCUCUUGUAUAAAGUUAUACUCUUUACUCUCUGCAUAUAAAAGUUGUUGUGAUGCUUUAUAUUUUUGUGUAUUAUUGUCGGUCUAUGAAUAAAAUCUAUAUCUUGUGGUGA
Molecule: messenger RNA, 4325 nt
Organism: Amphiprion ocellaris (clown anemonefish)
Lineage: Eukaryota; Metazoa; Chordata; Actinopteri; Pomacentridae
Gene: smad3a
Product: SMAD family member 3a
Exons: 8
Coding region: 520-1797 (425 amino acids)
Biological process (GO): cell differentiation; SMAD protein signal transduction; anatomical structure morphogenesis
Cellular component (GO): heteromeric SMAD protein complex
Molecular function (GO): DNA-binding transcription factor activity, RNA polymerase II-specific; I-SMAD binding; RNA polymerase II cis-regulatory region sequence-specific DNA binding
Source: RefSeq, a predicted model, not a curated record